Messenger RNA from Hypanus sabinus (Atlantic stingray), 2252 nucleotides. RefSeq lists its product as uncharacterized. Lineage: Eukaryota; Metazoa; Chordata; Chondrichthyes; Myliobatiformes; Dasyatidae. The transcript is spliced from 2 exons. Bases 294 to 1844 code for a protein of 516 amino acids. The record is from RefSeq and is a predicted model, not a curated record.
GAUUCUCAAUAGGUUUUUGCUGCUUUGAGUGGUCCAUCAGAAGAAGAACACACUUUGAUUCGUGGCGAGUGGGUCCUGGUCAUGAAACUGCCUAAGGAGACCCUGGGAGAUCAGCUCAGCAGGGAAGUUUUCACCAUAUGUUAAUGCGAAGAGUGAACAGUAAAUGGUUAAUCUUACUGCGAUCUGGUUCUUAUUAACUGGUUUAUCUCGACGUUAAAUUCGACGUUAUCAGUACACGCGAAGGAGAACGUUACAGUGAAAAAGCGGCAUUAUCAGGUGUUUCAAGUGCUGCAAUGUCAGCUCAAUCCACCAUCAAGUCGACGCCGCCCAGCGACAAGGGCGGUAAACCGACAUCAAGUAAGUCCACCCAGGCAAGAGCCAAGGCAGAAGCCGCCAAGGUGCGACUGCGUUACGCCAGACAAGAAGCAGUUUUGAAAAUGAAACAGGCCACCAGAGAAGCCGAAAUCCAGAAAGAAAAGGCUGCCAGAGAAGCCGAAGCGGCCGCCCGAGAAGCCGAAAUCCAGAAAGAAAAGGCUGCCAGAGAAGCCGAAGCGGCCGCCCGAGAAGCCGAAAUCCAGUUGGAAAUGGCAAAAAUAUCGACAGAGUUGCAAGUGCUGCAGCUAGAAAGAGAAGAAGAAGCUGCCAUGGCGGAAGCAAAGUACAUAGAAGAAGCUGAAGGGUCGCGUGAUCUGACCGCAGCAAGAUCUACUUUAGAAAGGACCAGACUGGAACGCACAAGCGACUAUGUACAAUCUCAAAUAGACAGGCAGGCUCGUCUCCCCUCUCCAUACGUAUUCGAUAACUUCCCCAGCUACGAGGAACCUCAGAGAGUCACGAUUGCAUCACAUCCAUACGAGGAAGGAAAUUUACCCUCACGGCUCCGUGAUGAAGUCAAGAAUGAAAGAACCGUCAACGCUCCUUCACCCCCACAACAGGACGGCGGGGAGGGAGAGGUUCACUCCAGGACAACAAUUGUCAGCUCGAACUGUACAGAAGUUUGCGGUCAAACUCAGUCAAGCCGUUCUUGUUCCAAGAUCUGCCUCACUGAGGUGUACCCUAAAGAAGCACAACAAGACAUUACCAAGCGUAAAGUAACCGACGAGACGCUAGGCCAGUCAGUUUUCGUUCAAACCGAGCACGGAAACAAACUUGCACAAUCAGCUCAAGAUACCAUUUCUUUAAAACCCAAAGACACCAAGGUCUUCAGAGAUGAAGCAAAUAAUGGGGUUGCCCCAUUGCCUUUCAGAGAACCACGCCAGCGCUCACCAGAUAACAAAGAGCAGGCAGUCAAACGGUUCACGUCCUUACGGAAAACCCAGAAAAGGAAACCUGAGAUGCAGAAACGCACCCGAUUGGCCCACGAGGUACUGUGCACCCUAAUGGCAGAGGUCACAGCCAUUAUGAACUCACGACCACUCCUGCCUGUGUCCUCUGACCCAGAAAACCCCUUCAUCCUUUCGCCAUCAAUGCUCCUUACACAGAAGGCAGGAGCACCUCCUCCACCAGGAGACUUUUCAGACAAGGAUUUGUACACAAAGCAAUGGAGACAAGUCCAGGCUCUGGCAAAUCAGUUCUGGCCUCGCUGGAGACAAAAAUAUCUACCUUUGUUGCAACAGAGACAAAAGUGGACAGAACCCCACAGGAAUCUUCAAGUUGGAGACUUAGUCCUGCUCAGGGACAAGCAAGCCACCCGCAACAGCUGGCCAACGGCCAGAAUCACUGCUACAUUCCCUAGCGAGGAUGGACAUGUCAGGAAGAUCGAAUUGAAGACUACCGACCAAGGCGAUGUGAAAAUUUACCAAAGGCCAGUUACAGAAGUUAUUCUACUUCUACCCAAUGACUGAUUAAGAGACUAAGUUUGUACUCUGCUCAUUGUGACCUUACGAAGGUCAAGCGGGGAGUGUGCUGUCUUUACGACAGUUAUUUAGUUUAUAAUAUUUUCGCUUAGUAAUUCAUUCAAUAGUAUUUUCUAGUUAGAAUUAGAAGUGUUUAAAGUAUAUUCAUUGCAUGUAAAAUAUAUCGGCAUGCGAUGACGUCACAUCCGGUUUCGCCGCGUCUUGUGGGAAAAUACCGGUUUGAAAUUAGCGCGAGCGUGGGGGCUUUCCACGAGGCUCACCUGAGCAGAAGUAGUUUUGCAGGCAUGAGAAAUCACAGUGAGAGCAACGCUGUAAGUUAAUAGAUAAUCGAUAUAUUGAACUAAGAUGUUAAUGCCGAUCCUGUUAGAAGUAACGACGGUAGAUAAUGUUUAUGCU